This is a messenger RNA of Debaryomyces hansenii CBS767, 2196 nucleotides long. It is a transcript of the gene MNN15, whose product is annotated as putative alpha-1,3-mannosyltransferase. Gene Ontology annotation, biological process: protein O-linked glycosylation. Gene Ontology annotation, molecular function: alpha-1,3-mannosyltransferase activity. The record is from RefSeq and is a predicted model, not a curated record. Bases 1 to 2196 code for a protein of 731 amino acids. Gene Ontology annotation, cellular component: Golgi apparatus. NCBI's taxonomy places the organism in Eukaryota, Fungi, Ascomycota, Pichiomycetes, Serinales, Debaryomycetaceae. The transcript has a single exon.
AUGAGAUUUUCAAUCAAAAGAUUAUCCACGUAUAUUACGACAAUAUUUGGAUUGUUGUUUAUAUACUUGUUCGUGAAUUUUUCAAAUUUCAGAAUACGAUAUAGUGACUAUAUGAUCCAUUAUUCUUUGACCAAAGAGAAUUUCAAACAAAGUGACGAUAUAACGAGAAAUAGCAUUCAUUAUACAAACUAUGAGUUUUCGUUGAUGGAGGAAUUUUCAAAAAUGCAUGAUCCGGCUACUUUCAAAAAGAAUGGGCUAUCUGAAAGAUGUGGAGUGUUCUUUGAUUUCUUUGACAAGAAAGAUAAAGACUGGAAACUCCGUACCUUUGAUGAUGCUACAUUUGACAAGAAUAUUGUGCACAAAAAUCUGUAUUUCAAGGAUGAAUUAAACAAGUUAUACAAGACGAAGAAGAAUUCUGCAGAUCCACAUCCGGAUAUUGUUACACGGAAGGAGAAUGUUACUAUAAAUAACAUGUUCUUGAAAAGAGUAAGGGAAACAAAGAUAACAGAAAACUUGAUGGCCGAUUCCACAACAUUAUUAAGGAUUUACGGACAGUGUUUUAUUAAUGGCCCGAACGUUGGGCAUAAUGAGGAGUUACAAGAAACCUUUAAUAGGUAUUCCAGAAAGAUGUUUCCUUUUUUCACUAAUAAACUACCAGUUUUUGAGGGAAUUAAUGACGAGAUAAUUGAAAAGAGCUUUCCGAACAUGCAGAACGGAUAUAAUGGUGAAAAUUAUGAAUUUGAUGGUAAAAAUGUAGUUGAUUUCAUAAAAAGAUCAAGUAACGGAAAAGGGAUUGUCAUAUCUGCUUCUUCUUCGCAUGUCAAAGAUUUAGUAAAAUUGAUUCAGUUGUUAAGAGCAAUGAAUAACGAGUUUCCAAUUCAAAUUGUCUACAAGGGUGAUUUGAACAAUAGAGCUAAAUCAAAUAUUAUUAAUGCUGCAACAGGGGAAUUUAAAGACAUAAUUGAUCCGAAGAAUAAAGCUAGUAGCCACCCAGAAUCGAUCGAAGCACUGAUUCUAAACAAUACUGAAAAAUAUGGGUCUAAAUUCCCCAAACAAGAUUUAUGGUUCGUUAACAUUCGGGAGACAAUUAAGAGAAACUAUAAAUAUUCUUUUCCUGGAUACACAAAUAAAAUAUUGGCAUUAUUAUUUACAUCAUUUAAAGAGGUUAUUUUAAUGGAUGCUGACACCAUUCCAUUAGUUCCGCUUCAAGAUUUUUUCGAAACACAAGAAUACAAGGAAACAUCAACAAUGUUUUUCAAGGACAGAUCUUUAAGAGAUUUAAAUGAUUACCUUGAAACAAACUACUUUACAAAAUUAUGUCCUACUAGUGUAAAUUCAAUGGAUUCUUUGUUUGACGUUAAGCCUAUAACAAAUCACACCUUACUGAAUCCAUAUAUGACUGGAUAUAGACAUUAUCAAGAGGCAGGUGUUGUAAUGAUCGACAAAUCUAAACAUUUUCUUGGUAUUCUUAUGAUGUUUCCAUUGGCUGUUUGGAAAGAACCAGUUAGGUCAUCUAUUUGGGGAGAAAAGGAAAUGUAUUGGUUAGGUAUGUCAAUAGCAGGCGAUGAAAACUAUCAAUUUAAUAAGUAUUCUGCAGCAAGUAUAGGAGAAAUUGUAACCAAUCCAAAGCAUAAACAUUAUCCGGAUUCAGAUGCAAGUGAAAUUUGUUCUAGCCAUCCGGGCCAUGUGGAUAAAUAUGGAAGAUUGUUAUGGAUCAACUCAGGUUUUAAAUACUGUAAGAAAAAUACCCAUUUUAGGGAUCGUAACAAAUUUCCGUUCGAGACUUUUCUAGUUGAAGAAAUAGCGAAUCUAUAUGAUUCACCGUUGAAGAUAAAGCACGGCAUAGUACCGCCAGACUUGCCUAUAUUAAGGCGACCAGGAAGUCCAUUCGAAUUAAGGAAUGAAAAUCUAAUCAAGGACGAUUGGAAAGAAAGAACUAAAGACAUGGACGAGCUUAGCGAUGAAGAAUCCAUUAAGCAUAAGCAAAAAGAAAAAGUAAAUCCUCAGAAAGGGUGGAACAAGAAUUCAAUUUGUUCAAGCUACCAAUACUGUGCAUAUGAUAUAAUUGAUAGCCAUCCUCAUAAUGACGGUCUGGUUGAGAAAGGCCACAAAUUUGUAUUUGAUGAUGAAUUAGUUUCGGAAUACGACUAUCUAGGAAGUAUUUGGAUUAACGGAAGAACAAAGUCUCUGGUUUAA